Messenger RNA from Vicia faba (fava bean), 357 nucleotides. The record is from the annotation of a GenBank genome assembly. Lineage: Eukaryota; Viridiplantae; Streptophyta; Magnoliopsida; Fabales; Fabaceae.
AUGCAAAAAAAAAAUGCCAGCCUUGUCCCAGUGUCAUCAACUAUUGAUGUUAUUGAACUAAUGAACCUUGGGCACAUGAACCGUGCUGUUGGAGCAACAACCCUUAACGACCGCAGUAGUCGAUCUCAUAGUUGCUUGACUGUUCAUGUUCAAGGAAGAGAUUUGGCAUCCGGAGCAACCAUCCUCGGAUGCAUGCAUUUGGUUGAAUUAGCAGGAAGUGAGAGGGUGGAUAAAUCAGAGGCUACUGGAGAUAGACUAAAAGAGGCACAACAUAUUAACAAAUCCUUAUCAGCUUUGGGCGAUGUCAUACGACAAUCCAUAAUACGGCAACCAGGAAAAGAAAAAGAGAUUAACUAG